GAUUCCCAGACAAGCCAAAACAGUGACAUUUUUUUUCUAGUUUCUGUGCUUAAAUUGUCUACUGGUUAAAGGAAAAUUCCGAUCGGUCUCCGGUGACAAUAGACUGUCUAACUACGGCGUAAUUGUGGCCCCACAAUCGAUCCAAUUGCUGCGGACUCUUUGGCGAAGUCACCAGCGACUGCAACUGCACCAGCAACUUGUGCACAGUGCGGUCAGCGGCGUAACAUCGUCGGAAAAGGGCUUUCGGAAUCGGAGCACCCCGAGCUCAUUGGAAGAGCCGGUUGAUUGUGGUCACAUAAUGAGUGGCAGGUAUCGUGGUGGCAGCGGUGGACGCUAUGGCGGCGGUGGUGGAGGCCGCGGCGGAGAUGGCUACGGCGGUGGCGGUGGCUACAACGAUUUCGACAAUUUCCGCGGCGGCGGUGGAGGUGGUCCGGUAUUUAAUGACAACUUCGGACCCGGUCCCGGCCCAAAUCCUUUCAACAUGGGCGGCCCUCCCAACAUUUCCGGCAACGAGCUGAUGCAAUUAAUGAGUGCUAUGGCCAGCAACUUCAACAUGAACUCACAGCCCCCACAACCGAUGCGUCAGAGUUGCGGCGAAUUGCGCAAUCACCACUGUGGUCUCUUUGUGGAGCUAUCUGGCAGGCUGAUUAAGAAGCGGGUUAACCGCUUUGCAGAGCUUCGGGAUCGUAACGGUGGUGCCUGUCAGCUGGUGGUGCUGGAGGACAAGCAUCCGCGGGUGGCACGGCGCAUGAACAACAUGCCCGAAAACACCACGCUAACAAUUGUGGGCCAGGUGAUGCGCCGUCCACACAAUUCGUGCAAUCAAACUAUGCCCACGGGUGAGAUUGAGGUGGAGGUGCAGGACAUCCUCAACAUUCACUUCCCGACCAGCGGCACAAAACGGGCUGGAGACAAGCGCACUUACAGCACCAUGGUACAGCAACAAAGCAACCUGGGCAUCACCAGCACAGAGUACAAGAUAGCCAAAAACGAGAACAUAUUGAAGUACUUUGAGAACCGCGAUAUCACCUGCAACGACCUGAGGCGCGACGAUAUUGGCAAAGAGGUCACCCUAGUGGGUUGGGUUCCCUCAACAAAGAACAACAAAUUUCUGCAGCUUAAGGAUGGCUAUGGCCAGACGCAACUCAUGAUCGAGGACCAGGCGCUCAGCGAUACAUUUUUGUCCACGCCAGAGCAAACAGUGGUUCAGAUCGUCGGUAAAGUUCUGGGCAGACCUAAGGCCAAUAUAAACUUGAAAUAUGACACUGGUGAGGUGGAGGUCAGUGUGUCUACCGUAAAAAUCCUCAAUCCGGACGAUCCCUACGAAGGCCCCAUUAAGGCCAAGGAGAAGCAGCAAAAGCUCUCUAUCGAUGAUCUCGAGUCCGAAGAGACUGGCGCUGAGGUUUCUUCACGGGUCAGCACCAAUAACGGAGAGUCCAAGGAGGAUGUAGCGGACACAACCCACUCCGCAAACCUCUCCGCAAGUGCCGAGCAGCGAGUCAAGAUUGCGGAUACCAAUAAGUUCGCCGAUCGCACACACAAUUGCGGUGAGCUAUCAUCCAAUGACAUCAACGAAAAGGUCGUCAUUUGCGGCUGGCUGGAGUUCCAGAGGAUGAAUAAGUUCUUCAUACUCCGGGACGCUUAUGGCCAAACUCAGGUUCUCUUGCUACCCAAAACCACGGGUCUGGAGGAAUAUGUGGAGACGGGCGUGCCCAUCGAGUCGAUUGUGCGUGUGGAGGGUACGGUGAUACCUCGGCCAGCGGCUACGAUUAAUCCCAAAAUGCAAACCGGCCACGUUGAGGUCGAGGCCGAUAAGGUGGUCGUGCUCAAUGCCGCCAAGAAGAACUUGCCAUUCGAAAUCAGGAAGUUUAACCGCGCCGGUGAACGCUUGAGACUUACUCAUCGCUACCUGGACCUGCGAUUCAACGACAUGCAGCACAAUCUCCGCCUUCGAUCGGCUGUUAUAAUGAAGAUGCGAGAGUAUCUUAUUAACUAUUUGGGUUUCGUUGAGGUAGAGACCCCAACGCUCUUCCGACGCACACCCGGCGGAGCGCAGGAGUUUGUGGUGCCGACCAGGAAGGCGGGACACUUUUACUCGCUCGUACAGAGUCCACAGCAGUUCAAGCAAAUGCUGAUGUCGGGCGGCAUAGACAGAUACUUCCAAGUGGCUCGUUGCUACAGAGAUGAAGCCACCCGUCCCGAUCGUCAGCCGGAGUUUACACAAUUAGACAUAGAGCUCUCGUUCACCAGCCGCGACGACAUCAUGCAGUUGAUAGAGGAGACCUUGCGUUACUCGUGGCCAAAAGAUUUUCCCCGACUUCAAACUCCCUUCCGCCGCAUAACCUACGAAGAAGCACUGGAAAAGUACGGCAUAGAUAAGCCAGAUACUCGUUUUGGCUUCCUCCUCAACAACGUUUCGGAAAUAAUUGAAAAGAGUGGAAACUUUAAGGAAAAAUACGAGGAUUUCGGUGCUUAUGCCAUUGUCGUGCGGGCCAGCGAAGCCUUUUGGAAUGGCAAUGCCCGGAAGCAUUAUGACAGCCUGAGCAAGUUGUUCAAGGGCACGUUAUUCGUGCGCAAGUUUGGAGCCGCGAAGGAUGUGCAGGAAAAGCUGGGCAAGCUGCUUGGCGAGGAAGUAGCCAACGAAGUCGCUGAGAAGUUCGAUCUGGAGGAGAAUGAUCUACUUUUCUUGGGCAUCGGACCAAAAGAGGAAACGCGCACAUUGUUGGGUCGUAUUCGACUGGAUUACCACGAGUUUCUGGUGGAGAACGCCAAGGUGAAGAAGCCAAAUGACUUCCGAUUCCUCUGGGUAAUCGACUUCCCGCUGUUCGAGCGAAACAGUGAGACCAAACAGUUGGAGAGCGUGCACCAUCCAUUCACGCUCCCACACGCCGAUGAUCUUGACAACUUUGCCACCAGUUGCGAAAACCUGGAGACCAUACGCUCCCAAGCUUACGACUUGGUGCUCAACGGCCAGGAAGUCGGAGGCGGCUCCAUUCGGAUACACGAUCGCGACAUGCAACACUUUAUUUUAGAACAGAUUCUAAAGAUCCCACACGACCACUUGUCGCAUUUAUUAAGCGCCUUGGAAUCGGGCUGCCCACCGCAUGGCGGCAUUGCCCUGGGCCUGGAUCGUCUGAUAGCCAUCUUAUGUCGGGCUCGAUCCAUACGCGAUGUAAUUGCAUUCCCCAAGUCCUUGAAUGGCCGGGAUCCGCUCUCGAAUGCCCCAGUGCCCAUUUCCGACGAGGAAAUGAAGCUUUACCACCUUUCGGUGGCGGAGGAGGAGGUCAGCACAAAUAACUCAGCGCACGAACAGGAGGACGACGAUCCCGACCAGGAGCGUGCUCCGCCGUCGCCAAUGUCGGGGACUAGCGAUACCGAACAGCCAGAAAUGGAGGUGGACAUUAAAACAGAGCCGGUGGAGGAAUCCGUACAGCAGGAGGCGGAGACUGAGCCAGAUCAGCCGUCACCAGUUAAAGAGCCAAGUAAAGAAGAUUCCGCCGCUGAAGAGCCUCCGCCGGCUGAGCCAGCUCCGCCAGUGCCAGCGCCCACCCCCACCAGGGCCAGACGGGCUGUUAAGAAGAAGGUCUAGAGGUCUGUAGCCUUCACUAAUAUUACGGUAAGGGAUUAGCAUUUUACACAUGUAAGCUCAGUCAGUAGUCAGGACGGAGAAUAAUAGCGCAGAAACAAACCAGUCAACACAGCAAGAAAAAUCAUAGCAGUCGGGUCGGUUCCAUUAACUCGCGCUUACCCUUUUAUACAUUCAUAUUAUGUAUUCGCAAAGGCAAUAUAUGUACCCACCACACCGGAUCUUGUCGCCAGAUUGUAAUACCCGAACCUAGGACGUAGGACAUCCCGGCAUGCCAACAAGCCGACCCGACUGACCUGGCAACAUUCUACAAGUCCAUUUCGAAUUAUUAUGGCAACCCACAAAUUACAAUUUAUGAUAUAAACAAAUCAUCGGCCAUUAUAAUCAGAAUGUUUUAAGUAUGCAGCGAGUUUGAAUAAUAUUGUUUUCACAAUAAUCUGAUUAACGGUAAUCGGCUGUUUUGAACUCAAUUAUUAUAGCUACUAUUUAAUUAAUUUAUGUACUAUUGAUUAAAAUGCAAUUGUAUUAAACUGAACACCAUUGAAUUGUAUGCGGAAAUACCUAAUCCUCUGAGCAGUGCAUCUUUUGUUCAAGAAUUGUCCGAUUUGUACGUACAUAAUUUCCGCGUUGUAUUUCGAUUAAACACAUUUAACCCGCAAGAAACAAAUAAAGCAAUAAUAUCGGAACAUCAGUUAUAGCGCGGUAGCAAUCUAGCCAAA
Messenger RNA from Drosophila serrata, 4305 nucleotides. RefSeq names its product aspartyl-tRNA synthetase, mitochondrial (gene AspRS-m). Gene Ontology annotation, biological process: aspartyl-tRNA aminoacylation. The record is from RefSeq and is a predicted model, not a curated record. NCBI's taxonomy places the organism in Eukaryota, Metazoa, Arthropoda, Insecta, Diptera, Drosophilidae. Gene Ontology annotation, cellular component: mitochondrion; cytoplasm. Gene Ontology annotation, molecular function: nucleic acid binding; aspartate-tRNA ligase activity; ATP binding.